This is a messenger RNA of Porites lobata, 3115 nucleotides long. Lineage: Eukaryota; Metazoa; Cnidaria; Anthozoa; Scleractinia; Poritidae. The record is from the annotation of a GenBank genome assembly.
AUGAUGAAGCUCCUGGCCGUCGCUUUGGUGGUUCUUGUCUGCAUUUCAGUCGCAGUCGUAGAUGGAAGAAAGAACAAGAGAGGGAAGGAUCGUCUCCAGCAUUUGGAGAAGCGAAGAGAGUUCCCUAGGAACAGAAUGAAGGAAAAACCAAAUGUUGUUGAACCCAGUAAUGACGCUGUUGCUAAUAAGGUAGGGAAUAAUGUAAAAAAAACUUCACGAAUCAGUUGUAUUAAACCGCUGGAAUGUUUCUGGUUGAAGAGACUUUUAAACUGCGCAUAACAACUUUGAAAUUCAAACUUAAGGUAGGGAAGUAUUUCCGAAAUACGUCGAACUGGAGAACUUGAGUUUUCAAUGUCUCAGUGUUGUUUGACAUAACUCGGCACAACUGACUCGAGCGCAUUUGAUUUCUUCUCAUGCGACUACACACAAGAUCCAAGCCAUUAUGGAGCUUUCAAUUGCUCUGCAACAGUUUGCGAUGAUUCAAAGGGUUUCGCUAAAGUAACAGUAGAUUCGCAUUUGUUUUUUCCGCUUAGUACGCUUGAAGGAAUCCGUCGCUUCGACUGAGUCUGGAAGCCCAGUUUAAUUUAUACGAAACGCUUAUUAAGGCCGCCAACUCAAUCUUUACUAUUUUUCUAAUGCUGUUGCAGUUUUGCGGCUUUUUGGUGCAACACAGGUUAUGAAAUCGUUAGAGAUGAUAGCAUUGACGAAAAGCACGGUGUUGCGGUUUUUAUUAGUUCGUGAAGACGGACGCAGAUUCUGCUGCGGCUUUGUACGACUUUACCAAAUAACAUGCAAAUAUGCGCUCCCCUCAAAUGUUUAUACAAAGUAUUGAUACUCUAAGAAUAAAAAUAACUGAUACGGUUUUCGAGAUGCUUAUAACUUAUAAACAUAAACCUUAGUAUAAAACUAGAAAGGUUCAUCUCUCGGAUAGUUGGUAACUGAAAUCUAAACAGAAAAGACCAGUUUGGAAGUAGAUAUUAAUGAAGUACCGUGCGUUUUUGCUUUGUGCUGACUGUAUUAUGAUUAGUUGAGGUUCACUAAUCAACAGAAUUUCUUCUAAAUGAAAGAGAAUUCAUAUUUAAAGUUCAAACAUACUCAAAAUGGUUGCAAAGCUUCUCAAAAAAACAAAGCACAUCAAGGUAAAGAGGCAUUCAUCAUAAGUUUGUCUUGAAAGUAGCUCCUACGUGUAAACUAAUUAGUGAAAGAUCGAUGAACUAACAAAAGCAAACGGAGUAGCUUAUAUUUGCAUCCCCAAGAGAUCAUAUAAUCCUAAAUGUUAAUUCGACGCCAUUGAAGAAAGUGAGACGAAAGUCAUAAAGUAAUAUUGAAACUCAUGGCCACUUCAAAUCGAUCAUUAUCCUGUUCGAGUCAUGUCCACUUAUUUAGUGUUCUAGAUCUAAAUACUAGAUCGGGUAUACAGUGUAUCAUAUAUUAAAAAAAAACGGUUUUUGAUAGCUGAUAUCAUGUGAUAUAUACAGCAGUCAUAGCGCGGAAUAUUUGUUCUGUUAGAAAAUAGAAAAUGAUGAUAUCAUGAAAUCUUGGUAUGUUAAACACUUUUGUAUUGUAUACCACCACGAAACCUAAAAAUAUCAACCUCACUAGACGACAAUAUUACAUUUUGCAUUUUAAUGAAGAUUGUUUGCAGCUUCUCUUUUUGUACUCGUAACGGCCAGCAUGUAACCGGGUAUCAAUAGCGUCCUAUAAACUGCUCAACGCAUCGACAUUAAAUCAAAUAAGAGACUUUACAAAACCAGUUUGAAGGGGUGUAUGGCAGUUACGCCUAGGCUCUUAGUAGAUAAUAGUUUUAUUAUAUUACGCAACAAAAAUGUUCCGAUUGGCGGACGCUUUCUGUGAUUUUACAUAAAUUAUUCUGGUUUGUGUGUCACACCAAGGGUUAUGAUUAGAUUUGCUGAUCGGUUUUUUAUGUUUUUUUUUAGUAAUCUCCGCCCUUUGUCAAGUUUUUGUUAUUUCUUUUUAAAUUUAGUUGAAAACCUUUUAUUAUAUAUUACACUGAAUGGAAAAGAAGUAAUGAGCGCUUCCACACUAAAAGCAUUUAGAAGCAAAAGGAUCAUCAGCUUCUCAGUAGAGACUGCCUUUAAACUCACUCAGCGUCUUUUAUACGAAUUGCUAUAUUCAAUUAAUUAGAGUUAAUAAAUCGUGACAGCGACGGUUAUUGGCGCUUUCUGAUCUGAACUAGAAGGAGGAGAAAAUUUGUCUAUGAAUGUACAAUUUAUAGACAUUUUACUGUCUUUGUAAAUCGGUCCAGUUUUUUCAGUGACUGCCGGCGGGAGCCUUUUGUAUUAAUGCUUGCGUUUAUUGCCAAGCAAAUCAAUAAGUCAGUAACAUAAGGGUCAACAAGGAAUUAUUGUUGAUAAGAACUGCUUUUCCAAAAAAAAGAAAUCUUAUUCAAAGUUUAGAUAGUACCCAACACAGAGUUUCUUAAUUCAUUCCGUCAUCCCAACCCAAAUUCAGUUUUCACUCAGCCCCUUCAAUUUCAGUUGUUAUUUUCGACAUCCUGCAUCUCGUAAACUACCUUUCAACCGAGAAUCUCGUUCCAAUUUUUCUUUAGAAUCCCUAAUCCAGGCCUUCAAAUAAGCCAAAUCCGGGAUUCCGAUAAAUGUACUGGGACAAGGCUUCGGUAACAAUACAUCAUCUCUUAACUAUAAUGAUCCCAAAAACUCGCAUUGUGAUAUUUUGAGUAACAUUUAAUAUAUCGUCCUUGCAGAAGGAGGACGCCAAGGCAGGUCCGGUCAUUAGCAACGAUGCAAAGGCUCAAAAGGCUCAGAAACCUUCACAUGAAGAUAAACGAGACUUCAAAAAUCAUCACAAGAAACGCGAAUUCAAGCACAACCAAGCUAAGCUUGACCUGGACCAAAUGGAGAACUUCCACAAGCGUCACCAUGGCAACAAGUUUGAUAUGCAUCCCAAUGACGUCAGAAUGAUCAGGAAGGGAAAAAUGAGUCGUGAAAUGUUGGUAGAUAGAGAUCUACCAGAGGCAGAGAUCACAAAACGAAUGAUGAAACUCAUGAAGAAGAGGGCUAAACAUCAGAUGAGGAACCAUAGCCACCAGAAGCGUCGUGAUCAGAAGCGCCGCUUAAAGGAAAAUGCUCCUUAA